Molecule: messenger RNA, 1235 nt
Organism: Gorilla gorilla gorilla (western lowland gorilla)
Lineage: Eukaryota; Metazoa; Chordata; Mammalia; Primates; Hominidae
Product: cold shock domain-containing protein E1-like
Exons: 2
Coding region: 1-1095 (364 amino acids)
Molecular function (GO): nucleic acid binding
Source: RefSeq, a predicted model, not a curated record
AUGGUCUUGUAUCUUCUCCUUUCAAGUGGAGGAGUGGACAGAGGCAAAGAGAAGGAGGCUGAGGAUGGCAUUAUUGCUUAUGAUGACUGCGGGGUGAAACUGACUAUUGCUUUUCAAGCCAAGGAUGUGGAAGGAUCUACUUCUCCUCAAAUAGGAGAUAAGGUUGAAUUUAGUAUUAGUGACAAACAGAGGCCUGGACAGCAGGUUGCAACUUGUGUGCGACUUUUAGGUCGUAAUUCUAACUCCAAGAGGCUCUUGGGUUAUGUGGCAACUCUGAAGGAUAAUUUUGGAUUUAUUGAAACAGCCAAUCAUGAUAAGGAAAUCUUUCUCUAUUACAGUGAGUUCUCUGGUGAUGUUGAUAGCCUGGAACUGGGGUACAUGGUCGAGUAUAGCUUGUCCAAAGGCAAAGGCAACAAAGUCAGUGCAGAAAAAGUGAACAAAACACACUCAGUGAAUGGCAUUACUGAGGAAGCUGAUCCCACCAUUUGCUCUGGCAAAGUAAUUCGCCCCCUGAGGAGUGUUGAUCCAACACAGACUGAGUACCAAGGAAUGAUUGAGAUUGUGGAGGACGGCGAUAUGAAAGGUGAGGUCUAUCCAUUUGGCAUCGUUGGGAUGGCCAACAAAGGGGAUUGCCUGCAGAAAGGGGAGAGCGUCAAGUUCCAAUUGUGUGUCCUGGGCCAAAAUGCACAAACUAUGGCUUACAACAUCACACCCCUGCGCAGGGCCACAGUGGAAUGUGUGAAAGAUCAGUUUGGCUUCAUUAACUAUGAAGUAGGAGAUAGCAAGAAGCUCUUUUUCCAUGUGAAAGAAGUUCAGGAUGGCAUUGAGCUACAGGCAGGAGAUGAGGUGGAGUUCUCAGUGAUUCUUAAUCAGCGCACUGGCAAGUGCAGCGCCUGUAAUGUUUGGCGAGUCUGUGAGGGCCCCAAGGCUGUUGCAGCUCCUCGACCUGAUCGGUUGGUCAAUCGCUUGAAGAAUAUCACUCUUGAUGAUGCCAGUGCUCCUCGCCUAAUGGUUCUUCGUCAGCCAAGGGGACCAGAUAACUCAAUGGGGUUUGGUGCAGAAAGAAAGAUCUGUCAAGCUGGUAUCAUUGACUAACCACAUCCACAAAGCACACCAUUAAUCCACUAUGAUCAAGUUGGGGGGAAUCUGGUGAAGGGUUCUGAAUAUCUCCCUCUUCAUCCCUCCCGAAAUCUGGAAUACUUAUUCUAUUGAGCUAUUACACCAGUUUUAACACC